Molecule: messenger RNA, 2591 nt
Organism: Spea bombifrons (plains spadefoot toad)
Lineage: Eukaryota; Metazoa; Chordata; Amphibia; Anura; Pelobatidae
Product: long-chain-fatty-acid--CoA ligase ACSBG2-like
Exons: 11
Coding region: 1-2427 (808 amino acids)
Cellular component (GO): membrane; endoplasmic reticulum
Molecular function (GO): long-chain fatty acid-CoA ligase activity
Source: RefSeq, a predicted model, not a curated record
AUGUCGUCCCCAGGCCCCACCAAAGGGGAUUCUGAGGCCACGACUGACAGUUUUGUGAAUAUCUCUGAGUACGAAGACAGCAAAGAUCAACAUCAAGAGGCCUCGUAUGAGGACAGCAAGAAGUCCAACAGCCUGGAGACCAUAGAGCAGCAUCAGGGGCCCCCAGGGCAGGAGAGGGAAAAACAAUCAAAUGAGGCCGAGGGCCAGGAGAGUAGCGAACAGCCUCAGGGGGGUGAGACCCAGGAGACCACCAGCCGCGAGGGCAUCCAGCAAACACAAGUGUCCAUGGAGGAAGAGAAAUCGGAGCAACCAGUGAAGCCUCAACACGCCAUGGAAUGCAAGGAGCAGCCUCAGGAGUCCGCGAGCCCGGCGGCUGAGGAACCGCCUCAGGAGUCCGCGAGCCCGGCGGCUGAGGAACCGCCUCAGGAGUCCGCGAGCCUGGCGGCUGAGGAACCGCCUCAGGAGUCCGCGAGCCCGGCGGCUGAGGAACCGCCUCAGGAGUCCGGGAGCCCGGCGGCUGCGGAACUGCCUCAGGAGUCCGGGAGCCCGGCGGCUGCGGAACUGCCUCAGGAGUCCGGGAGCCCGGCGGCUGCGGAACCGCCUCAGGAGUCCGGGAGCCCGGCGGCUGCGGAACCGCCUCAGGAGUCCGGGAGCCCGGCGGCUGCGGAACCGCCUCAGGAGUCCGGGAGCCCGGCGGCUGCGGAACCGCCUCAGGAGUCCGGGAGCCCGGCGGCUGCGGAACCACCUCAGGAGGAGACCCCGGAGGCUGCCGUGCCACAGUGUGCAGAGGAGGGCGAGGGCCAACAGGAGAGUGCAGAGCAGUUGCUGGUUACCCCAGUGGGGGAGUGGAUACGAGACCCAUCCUGUCUGUCCCACUCACGUUUCCAGCCCGUUUCAGGUUGGUCCUCCAUCUUGGCGCCUGCUGACCGGCUGUGGACUGUUCACAGAGACGGGGCUGUCCGGCUGAGACUCGACGGGCCGGAUCCGGCGUCCUUCUCUCCUCUCACCGUACCCCAGCUGUUUGCCCGCUCUGUGAGGGGCCGCGGGCAGCAGGUGGCACUGUGCGUGAAGAGGGCAGAUGAGUGGAAGAAGAUCACUUAUCUCCAGUAUGAACAACAGACCCUGAUGGUGGCCAAAGCACUCCUGCGGCUGGGGUUGCAGCGUUUCCACGGCGUUCUGAUUCUGGGGUCUAACGCUCCCGAAUGGUUCAUGGCAGAAAUUGGCUCCAUUCUGGCGGGGGGUCUGGCUGUUGGCGUCGACCCGUCCUGCACUGCAGCUUUCUGCCAGAAGGUGGCGCAGAGCUGCGCGGCUCACGCGGUGUUUGUCCAGGAUCACCGGCAGCUGCGGAAGAUCCUCCAGGUGCAGAAGGAACUACCCCAGUUGAAGGCAAUAAUUCAGUGGGAUGGAGUCAUUGAUGCCCCACAUCCUGGUCUCUACAUGUGGUCGGAGUUCAUGACCCUGGGGUCAGAGGUCACUCAGUGCAGGCUGAAUAGUGUCAUCCAUUCCCAGAAAGCCAACCAGUGCUGCGCCAUCAUCUACCCCGGAGCCCCCACAGAUACUCCCAGAGGAGUCAUGCUGAGCCACGACAAUGUCACUUGGAUGGCCCGUUCCUUCUGUGAGACGCUUCGCUUGGGUUCUGAAGACGUUGUCGUCAGCUACCUGCCCCUGAGUAACAUUUCAACACAGAUGUCCGACCUAUGGGCGCCGCUCUGCUGCGGGGGAGCCACGUACUUCACGGAGCCAGAUGCCCUGAAGGGAUCUCUGCUGCCCACCCUUCGUCUCGCUCGUCCCACCCGCUUCCUGGGGUUUCCGCUGCUGUGGGAGAAGAUUCAGCGGAGGUGGCAAUCGCUGGAGAAAGUGGCCAGCCCUCUGCACAGGAGGAUCCUACGCUGGGCCCGGGGCAUAGGACUGCGGACCUGUUACCAGGACAAGACGUGGAGUCUUCCUCUGAGUCGCAUCCUUGCUGAGCACUUGGUGUUUCGACCGGCACGAGUGGCCCUCGGAUUGGAUCGGUGCACUCGCUGCUAUAUGGGAGAAACUCCCAUCACUCGCGAUACUGCAGAGUACUUCCAGAGUUUGGGGCUGAACUUGCUGCCCUGGUACGGCGUGAAUGAGAGCUGCGGGGCACACAGCCUGGCACAGCCCAAGACAUGGCACAGCUGGAACAGUUUUGGCCGAGAGAUCCCCGGCUGCAGGUCUCGUGUAGACCGUUCUCCAGGACAGGGAUCGGGGGGUCUCAGGCUGUGGGGGCGCCACGUCUUUAUGGGGUAUCUGGGCAUGAAGGAGGAGACAGAGGAAGCUCUGGAUGAAGAUGGCUGGCUGCGUUCUGGUGACUGGGGGAGGCUGGAUGUAGACGGACUCCUUUACGUCGCGCAGAGAGGAGAGGCAGCGUUCUCAGAAAACCAGAGCGUCCCAACAGCCGUGUGACCGUGAACCUCGCACAUGGAGGCCCAUAGGCCUUAUUUCUGUGUGUAGAGCGGCCCUGGAUGACCCUUUUAUUGGAUCCCAAGACGAGGAGGCUCUGUAACGCUCCGAGAAGCUUUGUGUCGAGCCGAACGGCUUCCGUGUGUUUGCCGUUUUUGGCUUUUCAA